GUUUUGAUUAAAAAGUAAUUGAAUUUGAAGGACUUUAAAUUGGGAUCAACAAUUGAAAGUAUGAAUCUUAAAUUACUUGUAAUCUUACUAAUUAAUAUUGUAUUUGUUUCAAAAGUUAAUGGGUCAGCUUUUUCACCACCAUUUUCUAAUUUCUCCUCCAAAAUAAUACGACAAAAUGUAAUCGAUUCAAGAGCGGAUAUAACUCAUCACCCGUGUAUGGUUCAAGUGUAUGUGCUACGAAGACAAGAAGAAGGUUUCGCCGGUGUAGAUGAUUGGCAUUUUGUAUGCGGUGGAGCCUUGAUUCAGCCUAUGGUGGUAUUAACUGCUCAAAGCUGUGUUUAUGAAACAUUAUUUUAUGCUGUUGAUGCUGGAACACAUGAAACUCAUAGCUGUGAACAUUUUAAUUAUGUAACUAAUAAAAGGAUGCAUCCUUUAUACAUACCGGGGCAGCCUGAUUACAAUGUGGCAAUGCUUAAGGUGGAAAGGCCAUUCGAUUUAUCAUCGAAAGUUGGCCUUUGUAUUAUAUGCUAUACUCAGGAUUGGGAAAAUAUUAUGGAGUUUUCAAGUCAACUCAAAAUAGAAGGAAUGGCAGUAGGAUGGCGUAGUGGAAAAUUACGAAAUUACGUGGCUACGGAACUUCAUCAUGGAUAUUUUGAUAUUUUAAGGAGAUCUGCAUGCGUUCAUCGUAUUAAAGAAUACUUUCCAUUGUCUGGCAGUGAUCAAAACCAAGCUUUUUGUACUGUUUUCUGUUUAUGUAAAGAAGAGAUGUCGUAUCAGAAAAUACCAAAUGUGUGUUACAGAGAAAAUGGUGCACUGCUUUUUGUAGGAAAAUAUUUAUGGGGUAUUUCAUCAAUUCUCGGAGAUGGUAAUAGUUGUAAACAAACCACGACUUUCUUGUUUACAAAAUUGGUUUAUUAUGGUAUUGCGCAUUGGAUAGAAGCUAUUAAGACAGAAUUUAAAACUCUUCAGCCUCGACCCACAUCAUGGUUGAAAGAUUCCGAGACUCCCAUGCCAAAUGCUUGUGAACGAAAUACACCAAUAGAAAAUACCAAAGAGUAUUAUUGGGGUUGA
Chrysoperla carnea is the source of this 1071-nucleotide messenger RNA. RefSeq lists its product as uncharacterized. Gene Ontology annotation, biological process: proteolysis. The record is from RefSeq and is a predicted model, not a curated record. The transcript is spliced from 6 exons. Gene Ontology annotation, molecular function: serine-type endopeptidase activity. Bases 61 to 1071 code for a protein of 336 amino acids. NCBI's taxonomy places the organism in Eukaryota, Metazoa, Arthropoda, Insecta, Neuroptera, Chrysopidae.